AACAACCCGAGUCCGCCGCCGGCCGAGUCGUCAUUAAAAUGACGCAUGUCAAAUUUUUGUGAAAAGGAACGUAUUUCUCUGACUGACUUGGCGAUUCGAUUCAGAUUUUCUUUCAGUGCUAUCUUGAUGACUUGUGUAAAUUCAAUGUUAAUUUGAUUUGUUAAUGACUGUAUUUUAUUAGUGAUUCGGGAUCGUGCGUCGAAUAAACUUAUAGCCGUGCUCAUGUGGCCGCCGGGCUAAGGGAUAUAUCGUAGGAAUCGCUAUAUUUUUUUGUAAUAAUAAAUAACGUUUAAUAACAUUCAAUAUGAUUCAAGACGAUGAGUUUGAGUUUUUGGUGACAACCCCGGAGCGGAUAAAGGCUCUGGGGUUCAAGCCGCAGAAGGAGAUAUUAACGAACCACAUCUUGCCAUAUGCCGCCGAAUUGGAUGGAGAGUCCACCCGAUUCCUGGAACAGGUGAAGCUGAACCUGGGCAGAGCGGUGAUGCUGCGCGAGAUGAAACCGGCUUGCGGGGUCUGGUCCUCCCGGCUCAUGAAAUACAUUCGCAUCUAUGGACUGAAGUUCGGAAAAGAAGAUCACAUCACAUUGAUCAAGCUGGCUUACGAACUUGUUCUCAUUCCUGAUCUCGAACCAUGCAAAGUGCACAAGUUUGCUACUAUGUUUCUAAUGCUCACUAAGAAAAGACAACUGAUUUCACCCGAUGAACUGACGCUGCCGUGGCGCCCGCUCUACGAUAUGGGCAGGAAAAUAUUUGAUAAGAGCUCCACACACAUUGGAAUGUACCAUUAUCUCAAGGCAAACCGCACUUCUAAAGGAGGUGAUAAGCUUGAUUUGAUUCGCAAAUUCCUGUCAGGCGACGGGCUGGGUGACGCCCUAGAGUUGUUCGGCCUAGCAGGCGCCGCCGAGAACGAACUGCCCACCUCGAUUGAAGGAUCGUAUAUAUCGAUGGUCAAAUGCGCAAGACCGUACUUUGAAUUAAGCGCAACAAAAGAAAUUCUGGCAGAAUUCUUGCCCCAGAUCAAUCCAUGGGCAGCUGAAACCCACGUGGUCUGCCAGAUGGCUGUGUUCCUGCCGGUAGCUCUGCCUCCCCAACACGCCGAACAUGGCCACUUACUGUGGUUCGAUGAACUCAUGACACUGUGGGAUACCUGCUAUAACUCUCAAUGUGGGGUUUCGGAUCUCAUGAUGCUUUUCGCGGGCCUCGCUAAGCGCUGCCCCGGCGCUAUCGAUUGGGCACCGUACGUGCCGAAGAUGUUCGUACGAUUCCUACACGCUCUGAACCUACCGGUCAGCUACAAAGACAUGCAGAUCACCAGAUGCCAUUCUCUUGAUAUGAAACACGUGGCGUCAUGGAUCGUCUGGAGUAUUUGUCCCGAUGGUCUGGUCCUCAAGCAACUGCGCAGUUUCCUCAUCGGGGUGGAGAGCUAUUUGCACAGCGCCAACGCAGGACGCUGGUCUUACAAGCUGAGGGACCUCCUACGGAAACUAGCAAGAGAGUUUCUGAACAGAGUACGUCGUGAACGCGAGAAGCGCUUCACUGAAGGCUGGGAGAAUCAAACUCCAGCUCACUAUUGUCUCAGAGAAGAAGACAUUACUGAAUUCGUCAUUAUCGUUCUCGAACCAACUCUGCAAGCUGUCUACAGCCGGAGCGGCGCCCUCGACAUCUCCAUCGCGCUACAAAACUUAGCGACGUUACGUCCCUCUAUAGUAGUGCCGCCUCUUUUAGAAAGACUCAGGACCUCUUUGACGUCACUUACUGAACCUCAUAGAGUCACUGCUGCUAUGUCGGCUGUCGCAGCAGUCGCCAGGCCCAUGCUGCGAGGAGGCGAUGCCGAUUACACAGAAGGACCAACACAUGUUGUGCCCUUCCUAUUGGCCGUAUUACCCGGCCUUGAUCCAAAUGACAUUAAAAAGACACUAGUUACUUUACACUUCAUCCUGAUCUUCAGUUGGAUGGUGCCAUUUAUAGACUGCAGUAACGCUCACGAAUUCUACGAGGAUCUGUCUGAAGAUGAGCUUAUGACCUGUGAAGCUACUGCUCAAAUGGAAGACUUCGUACUGGUCUUCUUAGAUAGACUGUUUGUUAUUAUCGAGUCCAGUGUACUCGAACAUGUAAGACUGGAUACUAAGGAAUCCGACUGGGUUCGAAGCAAGACUGACGCUGUGAUGGAGACCUCGAUAUCCUCUGCAGCGACGGCGGUGCUGAUGCAGUGCUCGCCGAGGAUAUUCAGCGAGGCACUGAGGAAGUUCAAAGCUUUCGCCACAGAAUCGACUUUUGAAACGAAUGUGUCAGGAAGUAUGGUCGGUGUGAUGCUACGCGUUUUUGCUAGGAUCAAUUCUGAAGCAACUUUAGCUGCUUUUCUGCCUAAACUGUGUGAGGAACUCAAAGAGUUGCUGUCGACAGAAGAGGCGCUACACGAUGAGAACCCGCCUCGCGAUCUAAUGUACAGACUCGUUCUGUUGAUGCAUGUAGUAGAAUGCGACGGGACAGUCCUCCUUCGCUACAUGGACGAUAUCAUUCCAAUAUUAGAUAGAGCGUUGAAGUUACACUCUAACUACGCGCUGUCGAGAGCGUGUGAGGUUUUAAGCCACAUCCUUACAUCUCUAUGCUAUAUUGAUUUGAAAGAAUGGAGGAGCUCGCCGAAGGACUACGGGAAAGCUCCUGCUGAGUGGCUGCCUAUUCGUGAAUGGGGAUAUGGUUGUUUGCUGAAGGAUGCCAACUUUAAGUGGCACGUGCCCAAUGAGGAGGAGGCUCGGUGCGCUCAGAUGCUGCUGGACAGAUAUCUGACGGUGGAGGCUGACCGGCUGCAGCAGUGGCUGAGCGGCGAGAGGCCGAUGUGUCGCGAGCGGAGGCUGAGGAGCUUCUACAUCAUCAAUGCGGUGCUGGCUUGCAGCACGUUCCUGCCGCCGCCUGAUGAACCACCUGUAGUGCUCAUGGACUCACAGGUCCCGGCCACGAGCCUGCCCUUCACAUGCGGAGUGACUCACAAAGUGACCUUCCGCGGUGAGAAUGUUCGCGUGGCGCUCACUCGUCUGCUGCUCCAGGUGCAGUCGCGUCUACUGGACGACAAGACUGAUGAUACUCGGGGACUUGAGAUGCUUAUUCAGGUGUGGGAACGCGUAGUUGUGAUGAAAGGCUUACGAGGUGGACCAGGACUUGAGGCCCGUCUUCGUUCCUAUGGAGCCCUAGAACGGGCGCUAGACGGUCGCGGAGGCCCGCCGGACUUCGACUGCGGGACCCGCAACGUGGGCGCGUCCAGACUGCGGAUGUUGGCCGCUGACGCCGCCCGGCUACACGAUGACUCGCGCUACGAUCUGGUCUGCGAGGCUGGUAUCACGCCGUCAGCGUUGAAAGCACUGCACGCGCUUGCUGAUCUGUCCGUCAAUACGUACAGCUCGGUCCGCAUCUUAGCCCAAAUCCGUUUAUAUUGGAUGUUGAGCCACUACCCGUAUUCGUACCGCUCGCUGGUGCCCAAGCUGGCUGGUAUCCUAGCCGCGGGUGGUGAAGGCGACGAAUGGCAUGCGCGACACAAAGGCGUGCUAUUCAUGAUGUUGGGUCCUCGUACUGGCCCGCUUGUUGCUAAGCAAGACUGGGAUGUGGUCAGGACCCUGUGGCCCGCUAUACUUAAUGCACCGCUCAGUGAGAAGCCCAGUAUGGUCCGUCUAGAGCAAGCGUUCAGCGACACUCUACACCGCAACUUCCCGACUGUCAACACUCGGCUUGUGAUGCCGCAGCGCGCGAUAGAUGUCGCCUCGAACUUGUUGAACGAAGCGCAGUUCACUGACCUCAAGUUUACCGAACAGUUUAAUAACGCCAUAGCCCGUGAAACAGCGUCCUCGGACAGAUCUGAAAGGCUUUAUAAUGAGCUCAUUGCAGAGCUCAUUAAAGUUGUGGAGACGCCAAAUGUACAAUGGCGUCGCCUAGAACUGGCAAUGCAGAUGCUGACAUUCUGCCCCUCGCUCCAAACCCCGUACCCCGGGUUCGCGGUCCGCCCUAUCAUACAAGCUCUCCUACACGACGAUAUCGCUGUACGGCGGACUGCGCAACGCUUGACUCACUACAUACUGAAACAACGCAAGCAUAAGCUUGUCAAAGUCAAGAUGGACCCGUAUGAGAUUGCUGGGGUACCGAGGCCAGUGAAACAUGUUCCAGGGUACAGAAAGGAUUUAGAAUGGGCAAUAUGGUCGGCGGACAGAGUUCAUCACACUGACGAGGAGUGGGAGAAGCCAUUCCUGAGGAAUCCAAUGUACGGGUUUUACUGCUGGCCAGAAAAACUAGAGGUAUCAGCGCCCUCUAGCGAGCAAAUGACGUCAGCGGAUCUGCGUCCUGAAGACAUGGAGGAGGGUGAACGUCAUCUGUACGAGUUCUUCACUGAUGAAGCGAAUGUGGACCGCCUGGUCGCCUUCCUCACUGUUGAGGAGAAGAAGGGGAAAGACAAGUUCAAUGGGAUACGGUUCUCCAUGUUUAGGAUCCUCUUCAGCCAGUUCGGCGAGGCGGUAUCCCAGCGCUUCACGAGCCACGCUCUCCGCUGCGCGUCGGACUCGCAGGAGGCCCCGCAGCGGUUCGCGGCCGAGGUGGCCUCCGCCGCGCUCCGGGCGCCGCGCUACUGGGGCCGGGAGCGGGCUAAUGCCAUGUACCGUACUGGACUGCAGAUAUUGGAGGCUGGCCUGACGUCAGUUAUUGCGGAGACCCUUGAGGACUGGGGCACCUGUGUAGCGACUGGAGUGGAGAAACUGGACCCCACGCGUGGGCACCAGGUCUUGUCCACGCUGCUGCAGCUGUGCGCGCCGCAGCCGCGUCUCAGUGACAACGAGCCCGAUAGAGACUCCUCGUUUAGCGUCUGUGCUAGGCUAUACGCACUACAGGGCGCGCUUGGCUCACUGCGCUGGCGAGCGGCCCCGCUAGCCGCUGUUCUGCUGAAGCGGCUAGAAGAAGCUAACUUUACACAACACCCCUACCAAAACGUACGAGAAACCGUGGGCAGCCUGCUGAUGACGAUCUUCGACACGGAGCUGGUGUUCCCUGGCGGGGAGGCGGGCGGGGCGCCCAGCCUGGCCGACUUCUUGACAUCUGUGAAGCCGCGACUCGCCGCCUUGUACGACGAGAACGGUGAUAUAGUGAUAAAGACGGCAGCGUCCCUGGCCAUCCAGUACGGGUCCCGCGCGGAGGGCCCCGAGGAGCGCGCGCUGCCCGCGCUGGGCGCCGCGCCCGAGGUCGCGCACGUCGCGCUCGGCGGCGUCGCCCGCCUCACGCCCGCCGACCAGCCGGCCGCGGACGAUGCGCCGCAGUGCCUGUAUUUACCUAGAGAAUUGAACAUAUUUGACAGAACUGUGGGAGCUGUUUUUUAUUACAUUGAAUGUUAUUUGUACCAGUCGGCGGAGGGCAGCGGCGCGGCGGAGGGCGGCGGCGGGCAGCGCGGCGCGCGCGUGGAGCGGCAGCUGGUGGAGCAGCUGUCGUCCGCGCUGCGCCUGGCGGGGGACGCCGCCGCGCCCGCGCCGCGCGACCACGCGCGCGCGCUCAACCUGCUCACCACCGUGUUCCGCGGCUGCAUGGGCGUGGUGGUCCGCGGCGUGAGCGGCAGCACGGUGUCGCAGUACGUGCUGGUGGGCACGGCGUGCGCGCUGGCGGCGCGCGGGCCCCCGCAGCCGCACGACGAGCUGCCGCGGGCCUCCGCCGGCCUGCUGGCCUCGCUGGCGCUGGCCGUGCACUCCAGCCAGGCCUUCGACACCGCGCUCGCCAACCUCGAGACCCUCGCCGAAGGUCGUUCCUGGUGGGCUCGCCUCGCCUGCCUGGACUUUGCACAGCCGCUGUUGUUUUACGGCUUGCCAUUGUUAUGUGAAAAAGUUGACCGUGCCGUCGCAACAGAAAGGUUCACAUUGAAACUGAUGCGGGAUCCUCGUCUCGAGGUCCGCAAGUCAGCGGCCAAGCUGCUGACGGGGCUGAUGCACUGCCACGCGCUGCCGGACGAGGAGGCCACGCUGCAGCGGCUGAUGGGCAGCUGCCGGUCGCGCGCGCUGCUGGAGCGGCACUGCGGCGUGCUGGGGCUGUGCGCCUACCUGGCGUCGCGGCCCUACAGCCUGGGCGCGCGCCUGGGCGCCGUGCUGGCCGAGCUGGCGCGCCACACCAGCGCGCCCGACCCCGUGCCCGCCACCAUCCGCGCCGCGCUGGCCGACUUCCGCCGCACGCACCAGGACGACUGGCCGCGCCACCGCGAGAACCUCACCGAGGAGGAGCUGGACCUGCUGGCCGACCUCACCUCGCCGCCCUCCUACUGCGCGUAGGCGGCGCAACUGUAUUCCCCUUACGUUAAGCGAUUUAUUUGUGAUAAUGAUCGAUAGCUUUACCUAUGACUCAAAUUUUAGUUGCAUAAUUACUUAAUCCAAAUAACGGUUUUGUUCAUUAAACCUGACUAUAAAAUAGUAGAUGAUUAUACCGUGGAAGGUAUAUUAUGAGCCACCGGUAAAUCAGUGUAUUAGAGGCGCCAUAAAUGUUGUAGUGUUAGUCGUGUAAGUUUCUACGAUGACAUGUAAGUCAUCGCAUCACUUGCGUAUGUUUUACUACAAUUUCAUAUUUAGAUCGAGUCCGUCAUGGUGGUGGAUCACAACUCAUAUUCUGUGCCCACAUAGUAGUCACCGGUGAUGGAUAUAACUUGUAAGGUGGAUAAUUAGUAAUAUAUAAUACUACUGGUACUUCUUGUUAUUUUAAUUGGUUUCGCAAUUGCUUUGGUGAGGUUGAUUUUAAAGUUUCCUUUAUGACUGUUGGGCAUAGUGUUGGCAUUGUGUUACGAUGUUUUGUGUGUACUAUUGUUUAGUACUUUAUACACCACUUAUUUGUUCCAUAUUUUAGAUCUGUUUAUGGGGUUAGGGAUUUGUAAAUACGUGUAUAAAUCUUUCUUUUUUAGGAUGUUAUAUUAAAUUAAUUAAUAAUUAAGUUUGUUCUACUCU
Molecule: messenger RNA, 6943 nt
Organism: Trichoplusia ni (cabbage looper)
Lineage: Eukaryota; Metazoa; Arthropoda; Insecta; Lepidoptera; Noctuidae
Product: proteasome activator complex subunit 4B-like
Exons: 25
Coding region: 305-6280 (1991 amino acids)
Biological process (GO): proteasomal ubiquitin-independent protein catabolic process
Cellular component (GO): cytosol; nucleus
Molecular function (GO): proteasome binding; peptidase activator activity
Source: RefSeq, a predicted model, not a curated record